Prunus armeniaca (apricot) is the source of this 255-nucleotide messenger RNA. The record is from the annotation of a GenBank genome assembly. NCBI's taxonomy places the organism in Eukaryota, Viridiplantae, Streptophyta, Magnoliopsida, Rosales, Rosaceae.
AUGCCUAUAAAAGGCCUCUCCUCCUUCACAUUUCAACUGCUACAAUCAGAUUUCUCUAUUCUCAUACUUUCAUAUAUUCCAUACUUUCUAUAUUAUUUUUGGGCAACGGUUCUGUGGCUUGGAGAUUUCUAUCCGACUGUGAACGUGCUUAUAGCGGAUCUUAAGCCUGUGUAUUGGGGUCGUAUCUUGGAGUCUUGUAGACCGUCAUUACCUGCACGUAGGGAGGCUACAAAGGCUUUAGGACAGCGUCUUUGA